Messenger RNA from Monopterus albus (swamp eel), 1435 nucleotides. It is a transcript of the gene acadl, whose product is annotated as acyl-CoA dehydrogenase long chain. The coding region runs from base 69 to 1397 and encodes 442 amino acids. The record is from RefSeq and is a predicted model, not a curated record. Gene Ontology annotation, biological process: carnitine metabolic process, CoA-linked; fatty acid beta-oxidation using acyl-CoA dehydrogenase; long-chain fatty acid catabolic process. The transcript has 12 exons. Gene Ontology annotation, cellular component: cytoplasm; mitochondrion. Gene Ontology annotation, molecular function: long-chain fatty acyl-CoA dehydrogenase activity; flavin adenine dinucleotide binding. Lineage: Eukaryota; Metazoa; Chordata; Actinopteri; Synbranchiformes; Synbranchidae.
CAGUAACGAAGUGAACUAUCUUUACUAUUCACAGCCUGGUCUUAGCUUGCUGCUCUCUCUUGUCAACUAUGCUAACUAGAAGGUUUAUGAAGCCUCAUCUUUUGGGGUUGAGGAAUGUUUUAUUGCGGGGACAGUUGCUGUCUGCGGCCCCUGUCAGGCUGCAGUAUGACAGAUCCCAGCAGUUCAAGCAGUCUGUCCUCUCAGUCCGCCCAGAGACCUCCAGUGCCAAGACCCUGAUGGACAUUGGGACCCGCCGGAUCUUCAAUGAGGACUAUGAUCUCUUCAGGCAAAAUGUCCGGCGCUUCUUUCAAGAGGAAGUGGUUCCACACCACAAGGAGUGGGAGAAGGCAGGCCAGGUAAGCAGGGAAGUGUGGGAGAAGGCUGGUGAGCAAGGCCUGCUGGGAGUAAUGAUACCAGAAGAGCACGGUGGUGUUGGAGGAGACCUGUUUUCUGCGGCUGUCGUGUGGGAGGAGCAAAUGUACUGUAACUGUUCAGGCCCGGGGUUUGCCUUGCACUCAGACAUCGUUAUGCCCUACAUUGUCAACUAUGGUAGCAAGGAGCAGAUUGAACGCUUCAUCCCCAAGAUGACUGCUGGGAAAUGCAUUGGUGCUAUUGCCAUGACAGAGCCAGGAGCAGGCAGCGAUCUGCAGGGUGUCAGGACGUACGCCAAGAGGGAUGGCAGUGACUGGAUCCUCAGUGGCAACAAGGUGUUUAUCACAAAUGGUUGGCUGUCCGACCUGGUGGUGGUAGUGACCGUGACCAACCGUGAGGCAAAAACAGCUGCACACGGCAUCAGUCUGUUCCUGGUGGAAGACGGCAUGAAGGGCUUCCAGAAGGGACGCAAGUUGGAGAAGAUUGGUCUGAAGGCUCAGGACACAGCUGAACUGUUUUUUGAGGAUGUCCGGCUCCCAGCUGACGCUCUCUUGGGGGAAGUCAACAAGGGUUUCUACUACCUGAUGAAUGAACUGGCACAGGAGCGUCUUUUGAUUGCUGACAUGGCCAUAGCGAGCUGUGAGUUCAUGUUUGAGGAAACCAGGAACUAUGUGCUGCAGAGGAAGGUGUUUGGCAAGACAGUGGCUCACCUACAGACUGUGCAGCACAAACUGGCAGAGCUGAAGACUGACAUCUGUGUGGGCCGUGCCUUCUUGGAUAACUGCCUUCAGGUUCAUGCAGAGAAACGCCUGGACCACGCCACGGCUUCCAUGGCCAAGUUUUGGGCGACUGACCUCCAGAACAAAGUGGCCACUCAGUGCCUGCAGCUCCACGGAGGCUGGGGCUACAUGUGGGAAUACCCCAUCGCAAAGGCGUUUGUGGACUCCCGUGUUCAGCCCAUUUAUGGAGGCACCAAUGAGAUCAUGAAAGAGCUUAUUGCCCGCAGCAUUGUCGGCCAGAAAUGAAAACCCAACAAAUCCUCCCUGAGCAGCACUUGGCGACA